Camelina sativa (false flax) is the source of this 2252-nucleotide messenger RNA. Its product is annotated as putative oxidoreductase At4g09670. The record is from RefSeq and is a predicted model, not a curated record. Gene Ontology annotation, molecular function: nucleotide binding. Lineage: Eukaryota; Viridiplantae; Streptophyta; Magnoliopsida; Brassicales; Brassicaceae.
GUCUUCUUUCACUCGUCUUGCCGGAAAAAAAAAAUUGAUGUAAUAAUGUCCGGCGACAACCCAAUUCGAAUCGGACUCUUAAGCUGCACCAAAAUCGUCCGUAAACUCUCUCGAGCCAUCAACCUCUCUCCAAACGCUACUAUCUCCGCCUUAGCCACCUACACCAGCUCCAUCGAAGAAGCUAAAUCGUUUGCUGAAUCUAACAACUUUCCUCCGAACACGAAGAUCCACGGCUCCUACGAGUCGCUUCUAGAAGAUCCUGAUGUAGACGCCGUCUAUUUACCUAUUCCGGCUAGUCUCCACGUGGAGUGGGCUGUACGCGCCGCGAGGCAGGGUAAGCAUAUACUUCUUGAUAAGCCUGUUGCUUUGAACGUCUCUGAGUUUGAUCAGAUUUUGGAAGCUUGUGAGGUUAAUGGUGUUCAGUUUAUGGAUGGGACUCAGUGGAUGCAUAAUCCUAGAACUGCUAAGUUCAUGGACUUUAUAAAGGAUUUUGAGAUUAAAACUGUGCAUAGUUGUUUCUCAUUUGCAGCAAACGGAAACUUCUUAAGAAAUGAUAAUCGUGUGAAGCCUGGUCUUGAUGGGCUUGGAGCUCUUGGUGAUGCUGGAUGGUACACAAUCCAAGCAGCUCUUGUUGCCAACAACUUCAAACUUCCAAAAACCGUCACUGCCUUGCCCGGUCCUGUCUUAAACGAUGCGGGAAUCGUUCUUUCUUGUGGUGCAUUGUUCGAUUGGGAAGAAGAAGGGAUUACCGCGACGAUCUACUGUUCCUUCUUGGCAAAUCUAACGAUGGAGAUAACCGCGAUCGGUGCGAAAGGUACGGUCAGUGUUCACGACUUUGUUAUCCCGUAUCGGGAAACUGAGGCUGCGUUUACUACAAGCAGUGGAGGUUGUUGUCUUAGUGAACACAAAGUCAUGACCGAGCUUCCACAAGAGGCGUGUAUGGUGAUAGAGUUUGCUCGGUUGGUUGGAGAAGUCAAAAACAGAGGAGCUAAACCGGAUGGGUUUUGGCUGAGCUUUAGCCGGAAGACGCAGCUGCUUGUUGAUGCCGUGAAAGAGUCGAUUGAUAAUAACCUUGAACCGGUUAUUCUCUCCGGACGGUAAAGAAAGAGCUCAGAUACUCAAAGAACAAGAUGCGUUUGAGAAGAUUUUCCUGCAUUAUAGUGGACCGUAAGGAAAUUUGCUUCAGGUAUAAUAACUAAAAGGAUCUCUGAGGUGAUUCUCGAUAUGCAGAGUGCAACAGAUGAUGGUUGAUGGGCGACAAAUAUUCACAACCCCUACAAGAAAGACAAAGGGAGAUGCGGAAAACAUUUCCUAGCAAUUCUGAAAACGAUCUUGUGGGGUUGGAGGAGAAUGUUAAGAUAUUAAUUUGGUGGAGGAAGGUAGCAAUCAAAUAAUUUCUAUAACUGGGAUGGGUGGUAUUGGUAAAACUAUUCUGGCUCAACAAGUUUGUUUAAUCAUGAGAUGGUAAAAAUUCAUUUUAAUGGAGCUGCGUGGGUGUGUAUAGCAAAAGAGUGUUUACAACGAAAUAUGUGUGGCAGACGAUUUUUUGCAGAAGCUUAGUCCAAAACAUGAUGAGCAUAGAGACGCAUAUAUGACUGCACAAGACAAACUAUCUCAACUGUUGUAAACCAGUAAUUGUUUGAUUCUACUUGAUGAUAUGUGGAACGAAGAAGACUGGGAAGACGGUGAGGAUAAUAAAAAAUAUAUCAGUCCAGAAUUAGGCUGAAAAAGAAAAGAAAGAGUGAGAGAGAAGAUGAAGAAAACAGAAACUCAAGAGGUUAUCUUGCAUAAACAGAAUUCAAAGCUUCAACAAAGAUGGAUUGAGAUGAAGGCUGAUGCCAAGAACAAACUGUGAAGUGCCAAACCAAGAGGAAGAAAUCUGUGCCUGAAGCAGAACAAGGAAGAAGGCACCAAUGCAAGCUUGGUUGCAGCAUCCAAGAUGAAAUGUAGGCAAUGAAGCCUUGCAUCAAAGAGGAAGCAAAUGAAGGUGGCAGCAAUGGUGUUGACAAGCUCCAAUCCUUUGAACCUGAAAACGACAAGGAGAAACUGAGGGUUCAAGGAACGACUACGGUUAAGAGAAAGCCGAGGUGAUGCAUGGUUCAAGUCAAAAGAGUCCUAAGCUAAAGCAAAGGAGGUGAUAGUUCCGAGAAUCGCAAAAGAGAAAGCUAUGAUAAGUACAUAAUGCAUAACCUGAAUGUUAAUGAUUUAUAUAUACCUUGUGAUAAUUAAGGUUGAAGAAGCAAUUGCAGAUA